GGCAAAGUGAUACUCCUCAAUUGUGACUCUUCCGUGUGUGACUCCAGGUCAGAUUGUUACAGCCCUUUGCUGCCUUGGUGUGCUCUGAACCAACCCCUUCAUCAGCCUUGUGAAGACCCAGGACAGGCACCAGCCAUGCGGAUGCUGUACCUGCUCCUCCCCUUCAUCCUCCUGUUGGUCCACAGUGCUGAAGGAUCCUCCCUGGCCCCAGGAAAUAAGAAGGAAUGUGAGCGAGAAAAUGGCUACUGCGGGUUUCUGAAGUGCUCUUUCCCCUUUAUCAUCCAGGGAAAAUGUUCAAGGUUUUUCUUUUGCUGCAAAAAAGUGCUGCAGCACAUGGGGUUAAGACCCUGAAAUGUCCAAGCAGGACGUUCCCCUCGCUUCUGGCUCCUGGAACCAUCUCCUGAUGUCCUCUCCCCUCCCUGCCUCUGCCAGGCCCAGCUGCUGGGACAGCAGCAGCGGCAGCUGCUCCUGCUGGCUGCUGCUGGGCUGGAGACAUCUCGUCCCAGCUGUGGGCUCUGUGGGGCAGAGGCUGCUUUUGCCUCUUUAGCUUGA
Myiozetetes cayanensis is the source of this 552-nucleotide messenger RNA. RefSeq names its product gallinacin-3-like. Lineage: Eukaryota; Metazoa; Chordata; Aves; Passeriformes; Tyrannidae. Gene Ontology annotation, cellular component: extracellular region. The record is from RefSeq and is a predicted model, not a curated record. Gene Ontology annotation, biological process: defense response. The transcript is spliced from 5 exons.